Messenger RNA from Paramormyrops kingsleyae, 2208 nucleotides. Its product is annotated as CREB-binding protein-like. NCBI's taxonomy places the organism in Eukaryota, Metazoa, Chordata, Actinopteri, Osteoglossiformes, Mormyridae. Gene Ontology annotation, molecular function: chromatin DNA binding; transcription coactivator activity; histone acetyltransferase activity. The record is from RefSeq and is a predicted model, not a curated record. Gene Ontology annotation, cellular component: histone acetyltransferase complex; nucleus; transcription regulator complex. Gene Ontology annotation, biological process: positive regulation of transcription by RNA polymerase II.
UCACACUGCGGUGGAUGUGACGCCAUUUCCGGUACCACAGUGGACUUCCUGUUUCUGUAUAGCCGGACUCCAUCGUAUCUAACAACAGUAGGUCUGCAGCCAGACCUUUUUCACUCUGCGAACAAAUUGUCGUGCAUCGUGUGCAAGAAGACUUCUCCAUCCAUGGCCAGCAGCAGCCUGGGGGCCGAGGCCUCUGAGAGCCCGCAGGACAGCCGGUAUUCAAGCUUCCAUCGCUGCAUCCAGUCUCUGGUGCACGCCUGCCACUGCCACAAUGCCAGCUGCACGGUGCACGUCUGCCAGAAGAUGAAGCGCAUGGUGCAGCAUUCCAAGGGCUGCAAGCGCAAGACCAAUGGCAGCUGCCCCAUGUGCAAGCAGUUCAUUGCGCUCUGCUGCUACCAUGCCAAGCGCUGCCAGGAUGGCACGUGUCCCGUGCCCUACUGCCUCAACGUCAGGCAAAAGAUGAUGCGCCAGAGCAUGGCCACCCUGUCCCCGCAGCAGCAGGAGGUCCCUCCCCAGCAGCAGCCCCCCCCCCAGGGGCCCCAAGCAGCCAUGCCCAUGGAGAGCCCCCUGAUGCCCCAGCAACCACCCUGCCUGCCUGGGGCUGCUCCGCCGCCGCAGGGCCCCAUCACCGCCACCGCUCUGCAAGACCUGCUGCACGCGCUUAAUUCCCCCAGCUCACCGGAACAGCAACAGGAGGUCCUCCGCAUCCUCAGGUCCAACCCGCAGCUCAUGGUCGCCUUCAUAAAGCAGCGAGCAGCCAAGUACCAGGCCAGCCAGCGGGCAUAGCAGCGGGCAUUGCAGCGCAGGCAUUGCAGCAGCGGCUGCAGCAGGUGCAGAUGAUGCGUCGCCACAUGACCACCAUGCACAUGAAACUUAAAACGGGGAUAAUCUUUUGUUAAAUCGUUCAAGUCACUACACAAAAUGCUUAAAUAACUAAUUUCUUACUUAUAUACCAUAUUGUUAAAUAGGCAACAGGCAGAAACUCCUGGCUGAGUAUGAUGUGCAUUUGCGUAGCUUGGUAAACAUGUGACAGUGAAACAGACAUGUCAGAUUUCUAACCUUGAUGAGACGGAGAAACGUGACGUCCUCGGGUACCGUGCUGCUGCCGCGGCUGCGCUGAGAAGCGUCUCCUCUAAACUGUCCACCCGACGGGUCCAGACCAUGCAGUUACCUAAUGCCAGCGCCGGCCGGUGCGGCUAUUCUGUGUAUUUUAAAUUAACACGGUACAGAAAAGUGAUGGAUGGAUGGAUGGAUGGAUGGUAUAUAAACACAUUGUAAACUAAUGGCAUGUCAUAACCGCAAUUUAAACGCAAUUAAAAUAGGGAAAAGACCAAAGUCAUAUAAGAAAUGCGAAUAUAAUUGAAUGAGUAGUUUCUACAUUUUUGAAAAGUAUGUCAUACAUGAACAUAAUUUAAUGCAAUCCUAGAUCUACUGUCUGGUGGCAGGUAGCGACAGUAUGCCAAGAGGUGAGCCUUCCAGCGACGGCUAAUUUAAUUGCUUCCCUAAACUACUGAUUAGAGUUAACAUCUAUCCGUCAGCGUGGCUUUUAGGCGUACGGGCAAAUAAUCGUCUAUGCCGCUUACCCUACUCUGCUCUGUUAUUAAAGUAUCAAAGUUUUACUUGUCACAUACACAAUUAUACUCUGUACAACGUGCAGUGAAAUGCAUGGUUUGCCUUGCCCCAAACUGUGAACGGAGGACGUAGGUUUAAGCGGCAAGACAUAUUACGUAUUAACAUUUAACAUUAAUAAUAAUCAAGAAUGUCCGUGGUGUGCAAAAUUGGCAGGUAGUGGAGGUAGUGCAAAGACUCCAAGAAAAAAUAUUUACAUAUAUACUGUAUAAAUUGUACACGUGUGGGCUGAGUCGGCUGUUCUGAACAUUGGUGUGUGGGUCCUAAACACUGUCCUCACUGAGGAUCUGAAUUACCGUUCUUACAGUAAUAUUUAGUUCUUGUGUCAUUUACAGAUAUUCUUCCUGAGUUUCUUCCUAUGGUUGUAUACUCUAUUAAAACAUAUUACUACUACUAACUAUAUUUACAUGCCAUGUAAGUGUUGAGUGUGCAUAGCAAUUGUAAGUUUGUCUAGGUUUUUGUUUUGUCUAGGUUGUGCAAGGUAUUGGAAUUAUUUAGUUUUAAUAAAUUAGUAAUGAACAGACCAGUGCAAAAACACGUUUUCAGGCAACAGUUUAAUAAAAACCAGUUUUCCCCUCA